AUGGGCAAGCAUUCAUCUCCCUUGCACCCUUCACCCCGUGUUGUCCUCCGCCCCGCGCCUCCCCUCCAGGCCGAUCUCAAGAAGCGGCACUACAUGGUUGACAACAGGGAGCAGCCAAGCCUGAACCGCCUAGCCACCAUGCAAACCGCCCUCCAUACAGUCACACGCUUCACCCACAGCAUCAACUACACGGGGAUGCCCAUCCUGCUUACCUACUCGCCCGUGCAUGCCAAUGUUCGAAUCAACAGCUCUGCUCCCGAGCUCAGCUGUAGCUCCUACAUGCAGCCACUGGGGCCGGACGCCCUGCAAGGGGCACAGUGGGCUACAGACGCCCUAGAGGCUCGGAAUGCGCAGAUAGAGGCUGUAGCAAUGUGGACGGUGGGGCUGGAUACCCUGCAAGGGGCACAGUGGACUACCGGCGCGAAGUAG
Molecule: messenger RNA, 429 nt
Organism: Closterium sp. Naga37s-1
Lineage: Eukaryota; Viridiplantae; Streptophyta; Zygnematophyceae; Desmidiales; Closteriaceae
Source: the annotation of a GenBank genome assembly